Plasmodium gonderi is the source of this 4020-nucleotide messenger RNA. Its product is annotated as DNA mismatch repair protein MSH6. The record is from RefSeq and is a predicted model, not a curated record. The coding region runs from base 1 to 4020 and encodes 1339 amino acids. Gene Ontology annotation, molecular function: ATP binding; mismatched DNA binding; ATP-dependent DNA damage sensor activity. Gene Ontology annotation, biological process: mismatch repair. The transcript has a single exon. Lineage: Eukaryota; Apicomplexa; Aconoidasida; Haemosporida; Plasmodiidae. Gene Ontology annotation, cellular component: nucleus; MutSalpha complex.
AUGGCCGAUUUCAGCAAAUCCAACUCCUCGGGAGCGUCGAAUAAAAAACAGGCAUCUAUUUUAAGCUUCUUUAAAACGCAAGAUGUUAAGAUAAAGAGAACAAACAGUUCAGGAGAUACAAAUGGGAAUAAAUUGCAAGGGAUGACAGAUCUGAAAAAAACGGGAGAGAAGAAGAUGGGGGAGGAAGGCGAAAGCAGUUUGGUAGUUAAUCGUGACAGUGCUGAGACAAGUGUAGUGAUGAAGAUGAUGAAUAGUUAUGCAGCUAAUAAAAAAGAGGAAAAUAAAGAUAACAUGUGUGAAAAAGGAGGAGGAAUGGGAGGAGUGGGAUAUCUAAAUGUAAAAAAUGAUUCAACGAUGAUGAAAAAUGAAAAUGAAGAUAUUGAUGCAGGCUUCGCAACAACUGCACACGUAAAUUUAUUCUCUGAUGACAGUCAAGAUGCAAAUAGUAAGCUUAUUAAAAAUUCUUUGGAGAAAACAGUAAAUCAUAUGAAAGAAAAUUAUGAUAAGGAUGACUCAGACAAUGCAGAAUUGAGUACAGAUGAAGGAAUAAUUGUUAGGAAAAAGAGAAAGGUUAUAAUAGAUUCAUCCAGUGAAGAUGUACACGAUGAUGGAAUUAAUGAUAAAGGAAGAGGAAAUGAAAAGAACUCCAAGAGGAAUGUAAUAAUAAAUCGUGAAGGAUUGGGUGUAGAUGGUAAGUUAAACAAUUUGGUUUAUGAACCAAGUAAAAAUAACACAACAGAAGAAACAUUAUUCACAAAUGAUAACAGUAAUAAAGAAAUUAUGAAGAUUCACAAACGAAAGGGAGAAGACAGUAAGAAAUCGCAAGAAUUAGAUACGUUAAGAAAUAAAUUUUUAAGUAUUCCCAUAAGCUUAACAAAUGAUAAAUUUCGAUUAUACAUAGAACAAUAUUUCCUUUAUUGCAACACAUUUGAAUUUCCCAAAUGGGUUCAACCACAAUAUAUUCGGGAUCUAAAUUUGAGGACCCCUGAAGAUGCAGAUUAUGACAGUUCGACUAUAUGGACACCUCCACCAGAUCACCCAUGGGCAAUUGAAUACAAACAAGCUCAUUAUACGCCAGGAAUGCAACAAUUUUGGAAAAUAAAAUCUAAAAAUUUUGAUAAAAUAAUAUUUUUUAAAAUGGGAAGAUUUUAUGAAAUAUUUUACAUAGAUGCAUGUUUAAUGCAUACGAUUUGUGGAUUAAAUUGGAUGGGCGGAGAACACAAACCUCAUUUGGGUUUUCCUGAACAGUCAUUACAUUUUUAUGCAAAAAAAGUUAUUAACAGUGGUCAUAAAGUGGUUGUAAUAGAACAGAUGGAAACACCAAAAGAGUUAGAACAACGAAAUAAGGAAUCAUCAGGACCUAAAGAUAAAGCCAUAAAGAGAGAAAUUAAUGAAAUAUAUACAAAAGGUACCAUACUGCAUGAUAAUAUGCUAAGUUCUGAGACCAAAUAUUUAGUCUGUUUUCACUUUGAUGACAUAGAAGAUUUUGAUCCUACAGGCGCUGAUAUUAACAAUGGUAAUUCAGGUGGUUCUACUGAUUGUGCUUCAUCUACCGAACGAACAAUAAAAAGCAAAUGUAACUUUGGAUUUGUUGUUAGUGACAUAGCUACAUCUUACAUUGCAGUUGGGUAUUGCAAUGACGAUGAAUCUAGAAUCGAAUUAAGGACAAUUCUAGCACAGUUAUGUCCAGCAGAAAUUUUAUAUGCAUCUAAGAAUAUAAACAAAGAGGUUCUAUCUAUUUUUAAAAAUAUUCCAGCAGAACCUGAAUUAACAGCUGUGAGUACAUUUCCAAACAUAAUUGCAUCCCUAGAUGAGAUAAGAAAAUAUUUUGAGAACAUUCCUCCAAGUUUAGAAAUGUAUAAAGAACAGAAUAGUGUCAUUUGUGCAUUUGGUGGGUUCAUUGUUUAUCUUCGAUCCCUUUUAUUAGAUAAAAAAAUUUUUCGAUUCUGCAAAAUUGAGCAUUAUGAUUUGUUUAAGAAGGAAAAUUAUAUGGUAUUAGAUGCAACAGCGUUGAAGCAUUUAGAAAUAUUAGAAACCCAAUCUGGAGAAACGAAAAAUUCUUUAUACGAUUAUGUAAACAAAACAUGUACAAAUUUCGGAGCAAGAAAUAUGAGAAGAUGGAUUUGUAGUCCCCUACUUGAUUGUAACAAAAUUAAUGAACGAUUAAAUGUUGUCGAAUUUUUAAAAAAAAAUGAACAUAUCUUAUCUCUAAUCAGGCUAAAAUUGAAAAAAUUACCUGACAUUGAAAGAUUGCUAAACAAAAUAUGUAUUCAAGCCUCACAAAGUGAAAGAGGAGCUGUUUUUUUUGAUAAUAUUGUAAAUACAAAAUUGAAGGAAUUUAUGACCUUUCUAAAUGCCUUUAAAGAAAUUGGGAGUAUGUUAAUCGAAAUAAAUAGUAUAGAAAAAGAUGAAGAGGAAUUACCAAAACGAUUAUUUGAAAUUAGCAAUACUUCUGAUAGGAAAAGUUUAGUUAGUAAUAUACAAGGAAGUUAUCCACAUAUUGAACAAAUUACAAAUGAAUUUUUGAAAAAAAUAGACUUCGAUGGAGAUAAGGAAUACAAACCUGCUGAAGGUUGUGAUGAAACCAUUGAUUUGAUUAAUAAAAAAGAAAGGGAGGUAGAAAAUGAACUGAAUUGCAUUUUAACAAAUAUGAAAAAAAAUUUGAAAAUUUCAAGUCUUAAAUAUGUUCAUGCAAAGUAUAAGUAUGAAAUCGAGUGUCCAGAUAAUGUACCCAAAUCUUUUUUAAAGCAUGUUGAAAUAACAUCAGCUAAGAAAGGCUUUAUCCGAUUUCAUAAUGAAGAAAUAAAAAAUUGUGUCGACAUGUUAGAAGAUAUUGAGCAAGAAAAGAAGGAUGCAAUUUACCCUUUUUUUAAAAAAAUGUUUCACUUGUUUUAUGUCCAUUAUGAGAAGUACAUCUCUGCAUGCAGACUUAUGUCCGAACUGGACUGUUUGCAAGCCUUUGCCUUCGUUGCUUUGAACACCUCCUUUACCUUAACACGUCCGAUUUUGCAUCCUAUAAGGAGAGGCCCCUCAGAAGAAGCACAAGAAGCAGAAGAAGGAGAAGCGGAGCAGGAACCGAACCCCCAGGCCGGAGCUGCAUCUAUUGCUACCGCUGCCUCAUCUGCCACAUCUGCUACAUCUGCUACAUCUACUACUGUUUCCACUGCUGGAUGGGGCAUGCAUGGAAGAACCCAAGCUCCAAGCGAUGCACGAGAACCGCUGCUAAUACUAGAAAAUAACAUUCACCCAGUUGUAGCAACUCUGAUGCCAAACUUCAUAUCGAACAAUAUAUACAUGGGGUGCCAGCAGGAGAAUCAAACCACCUUACUUUUAACGGGGCCAAAUAUGGGAGGAAAAAGCACACUACUACGUCAGAUAGCCAUAUCUGUUAUUCUAGCACAGAUAGGAGCAUUUGUUCCAUGCUCUUAUUGUGAAUUGACUGUAGUUGACAAAAUAUUUACAAGACUAGGUUCCAGUGAUAAUUUAUUUGAAGGCAAAAGUACGUUUCUUGUAGAAUUGGAAGAUAUUUCAAACAUGUUGAAGCAGAGUACAAAAUAUAGUUUAACAAUUUUGGAUGAAUUGGGUAGAGGAACAUCAUCCUUUGACGGUACAGCUAUCGCCUUGUCAACACUUGAACAGAUAUCAGAUGUUGUAAAAUGUAGAUGUAUAUUUUCAACACAUUACCAUUUAUUAGUUGAAGAAGUUAAAUAUAAUAAAAAUAUAUCGAACUAUCAUAUGAGCUUAAGUAUAGAUGAUCAUCAAGAAAAAAUUAUCUUUUUAUAUAAAUUCAUAAAAGGAGUUUGUCCUAAAUCCUUUGGUAUCCAUGUUGCUAAAUUGGCUGGACUUCCAAAAGAAAUUAUUGAUUUGGCACGAGAAAAAUCGACUCUAUUUGAAAAUGUAACUGAUGAAUUCUGCAAAAUUAUCAAGUACAAAAGUAUUAUUCGCUCCUUGUUGAAUGCAUAUGAUGAUCAGAGUUUGGGUUCUCUCUUCUGCAAGUAUCGACAAGAAUUCUCUUCCUGA